Danio aesculapii is the source of this 4567-nucleotide messenger RNA. RefSeq names its product TRPM8 channel-associated factor homolog. The record is from RefSeq and is a predicted model, not a curated record. Lineage: Eukaryota; Metazoa; Chordata; Actinopteri; Cypriniformes; Danionidae.
CCUUUUUUGCAUAGAAAAGGGCGUUUACAACUAUAUGUAGUACCUAAAAGUGUGUAAAAGUUCACAAACUUAAGAUUGAGUGUGCCCUUCAUACUGUUAGAAGAUAAAUCUUCAGUUUACAUAAGAUACAUAAGAUCCUGCUAAUAAUUAUAUCUUGAUAAACACCUUCUUUACUUAGCAUAAUGCAGAACAAACAGAUCAGUUUAAAUUGGCAAAUACAAAAGAAAGAAUAAAUAAGAUGGCUACUGAUUAAGAAUUGUUCCCAGGACUUGUUGAUAUAUAUCAAGUAUGUUUGACAUCCUCUGUCUGGAGUUACUGUCUGAUGCUUAAAUAAAGUGUUUGUGCCCAACAUACACUAUGCAGAUUUCUUUCAAAUUUGACAUCUGUCAAAACUAUGACAUCUCGAAAUCUGCAGACUGCCUGUGACUUUUAGCAAGUAAUGUCAACUCAUUUAUGAAGUUUUAUUGACAAAAGUUUAGGAGGAGUAUGAUAAUCAGGCAAAUCAGCACAGGUAUAACUUGUUUACAUAACUACUUCGAUAUGUGUACAUAUAUCCAGCCAACUCACCUCGUUCUCAUGAGAGUUUUCUGGCAUCCCUCUUCCACCUCAGCUCCUCUGUCUUAAUCUAUUCUUAUUCAUUUUUAUGGUUAGGGGGAGUUUUCUGGGUUUGGGCUAAAUUUCAAGCACACCAAAUAUACUUACUUGCUCAAUCAGAUUAUAUGUGAGGGUGAACUUGUGAACUAUUUAUUGGGGGAAAAGUUGUGUAGUGCAUUAACUGAGGAAACAAGUAAAAAAAAUAAAAAUAAAAAAGUCGUGGGAGCAAAUUCUCAAGAUCCCUUUCCAAUGUCAUGUGCAGUCCUAUAUGGGUAAUGCUGCAUAUUCACACAUAGCAACCAUGUUUACCUUGUUUACUCUCCUUGCAGUACACUGUCUGUAGUGCAAGGAGAACUAAAUAGGGGAUUAAGGCUGAAAUAUAUGUCAAGUUCUGUAGAAGGAGUGGUUGAUUGUGGUUUCUGGAUGAACAAACAAAGUGAAUAAGGUACUUAUGGGCGUGCUCCAUGGGUGUGCUCCUAUAGGUGAGCCACAGUCAUAGCCACAAGCACAUUCUCUCAGUAGUUAGACCGCUCAGACAGAAGAUCAGCUGAUGUGGUAUGUCACUGCAGACGAAGGAGUGAAAAUUUAUCACUUUCAUUUUUACUGCAUACACAAGCUCUGGUUGAACAAUUCAAAUUCUCAGACUUUCUAAAGCUGACUGUAACCAAAGAGAGUUUAUUUUGAGUCAUCGUACUAAACAGAAGUAACCCACCAUGGCACGUGAACAGGAUUACUACGCUCUCAUGUCUGGGAUGCAACAGCUUGAUUUCCAAGGGAAAGCAGUCCCUAGUGAUCUUGUACUAAUAGGUGAGCAUGCCUUUCCACUUGCCAUGAAUCCAAGAGGUCAGGUGCUGAUGGCUGCAUCUCAUUAUGGUCAGGGACGCAUUGUAGUGUUGGGACACGAAGAAUACUUAACACGCUUUCCUGGCCUGAUAGAGAAUGCCUUAAUGUGGCUCAUGCCAUGUACCGGAGAUGCUGGAGUGGUAGGGAUUCAGAAAAGUUUACGAACAGUAGCUGAAAACUUGAACUACAGCCCUAUCAAGACAGAACUAGGAGACUUUCAAGAUAGGUUUGCUAUAUAUAUCUCUGAUGCGUACAGUGUUGAGAGCUGUGCAAAGGAUCUGAUUGCUUUCCUCAAAGCUGGGGGUGGUUUAAUCAUUGCUGGACAAGCAUGGAGUUGGUCUAAUGAACACCCACAGGAAAACACUAUUAGGAACUUUCCAGGAAACAAGGUGUGCAGUGUUGCAGGGAUUUACUUUUCAGAGCUCCAAGGAGAGGUCGGCAUCUUUCCUGUUCCCCAAAAUAUCCCUUCUAGUUGGCUUGCCGUGUCAAUAGGUAAAGACUUUAAAGAGGACCUAGAGUUCCUGCUGGAAGGUGUGUCUGAGUUUGACACUCAAGGUGGAGCUAUAGCAUCUGAGGUGAUGGUGCACGGACCAUUAGCGUUUCCUAUUGCAGUUACUCCAAAUGGAAAAGCAUUCAUUGCUGGUGCCUAUUAUGGACAAGGGCGAGUAAUUCUGGUAUCCCAUGAAGGCUACAUGGGCCGGGACUCUCUGUCUUCUUUCAUGAUCAAUGCUAUUAAGUGGCUUGAUGAGGGUCGCAAGGGUGUUAUUGGGAUCGUACCCAACCUCACUGCAGCCCAUGGAGUACUGAGCAAAUCUGGUUUAAAUUGUCAAUUGACCGGUUUCAGAGAAGAUCUAAGUGUCUACGUCUGCACUUCCUACAGUGAUGCCCAGUGUGCAGAGAUCCAGGAAUUUGUUGCAGAAGGUGGAGGUCUUCUGAUUGGGGGUCAUGCCUGGUACUGGGCUCAGACCCACUGUGGCUCCAAUGUGAUGACUGAAUACCCCGGAAAUCACAUUCUUAACAAGAUGGGAUUGUGCCUCUUGGGAAACACCUUGGGUGGAGGGUUAUAUAAAGCUCCAGAGAUAGAGCAUAGUUGUAAACAUGGGUACCACUUUCGAAGCAUGCUGCAGAGAUUUGCUCAACAUGUAAGUGAAGGGCAAGAGCUGACUGAUCGGGAACAGGGCUGUUUGAAGCAGCUGGGCACUGACUGUGCCAGUUACCUUCAAAUGCGUUGUCAUGACAGUGCCGCUUACACCUCAGUGGUAGCUCUUCUUGGUGACAUAGUGAAGGAAGUAGGUGUUCCACAGGUGUGUGGCAACUGCCCUGUUGAAAAUCCCAAAGACCACCUCAUGCUCCACAUUGGUACUGAGGUCUACAAAGUAACGCCUGAUCCAGAUGCCCUUCUUCCAUACAUCAUCAAGGACAGACCCAACUUGCCAACUUUGUCAAAUUCAAGAGUUCGGAUUACUGCCAACACUGGAGGUUGUGAAGAAUGGAUAAGCACAGGCUUAUAUCUUUCUCCUGGUAUGAAGACAUACAUAGCGGUACCUCCAGAGAUUGUUGGAAAAAAUUGGCAGGUGCAGCUUGGUUGCCAGACAGACAACAUUGGUGGAUCAAACACCCUGAAGCGGGCUCCGGUGGUACAUGCGCGAUUCCCCUUGGAUUCAGAAAUGGUCCAGGUCUGGAAUCUGUGGGGAGGGCUAAUCUACUUAAUAGCACCUCCCAGCAAAGUGGAUGGGCUGGAAAUUGUUGUGCAGACUGCAGUACAGGCUCCAUACUUCAAGUCUGGAGAGACAAGCGUAGCAGACUGGGUGAGCAGUAUUCGUCAGGCACCUGCUCCCUGGGCAGAGCUUGAGUUUGAAAACCUCAUCAUGACGUUUGAUUCAGCUUUCAUAAGGAAUCUGGACCGCCCUGAUGAGGUGGCUAAACUUUGGGAUACCAUAAUGAGAACCAUAACUGACUUGGCGGCAAGGCCGCCCAAAUUACCCCGCAAGGAACGAUUUGUUGCUGAUGUUCAGAUCUCUUAUGGUUUCAUGCAUGCUGGAUAUCCCAUAAUGAUGCACUCCGGUUCUGCUCCAGGACUAGUAAAUGUUGGGGAAGCCUAUAAAUGUGGCCUCUGGGGAGCCAUUCAUGAGUUGGGCCAUAACCAGCAGCGUGAAGUUUGGGAGUUCCCUCCACAUACCACUGAGUGCACCUGCAACCUGUGGUCAUUGUAUGUACAUGAGGAAGUGUUUGGUGUGAAAAGCGCUAAUGCUCACCCUGCCAUCACUCAAGCAGACCGGCAGGCUCGUACCAAGAUGUAUUUUGAUGGUGGUAAAGAUUUAAACAGCUGGUGCAUGUGGACGGCACUCGAGACUUACAUGCAGCUUCAAGAAAAAUUUGGCUGGGAUGCUUUCAAGAAAGUUUUUACUCUCUACCAUGACAUGACCGGUGUGCCAAAUGACAAUGCAGGGAAGAUGAAUCUAUACGCCCAGACCUUCUCAAAGGUGGUCAAUCUGAAUUUGGCCCCAUUCUUCAAAGCAUGGGGUUGGCCUAUACAACCCAACACAGAACAGAAUCUUUCCCAUCUUCCUGCAUGGAGUGACCAUCCUGUUUGUCAGUAUGCAUAACAACACAUUGAAUAGUUUUUAAAAUAUAUGCAUAUCUGAAGUGCCAUGGACAUUUUAGUAUUUACAUUUUACUUUUCGUUUAAUUAGUGGAAGAGCAAUUGACUUAUAUCUCUGUGAUGCACUUGUAUCAAUAUAAUUUAAAGCAUGUGUUAUUAGCCAAAGGUGAGUGUAUGCUAAAUGGGCUAAGGGUAAAUAUACAUGACUAUAUACCAAGGAUUACCAAUUUCGGUCCUAGAGGGCUGGUGUCCCUGCAGGGUUUAGCUCCAACUUGCCUCAACACACCUGCCUGAUUGUUUCAAGAAUACCUAGUCAGACCUUGAUUAGCUUGUUCAGGUGUGUUUUUGCAGGACACCGGCCCUCCAGGAACAAGUUUGGUGACCCCUGCUAUAUACUUAAAACACAAAAUCAAAUUACUAUUAUAUUGCCAUAUAAAAUGAUUGCCAAAUCAACUAUAUUAUUUGGUGUUUUGGUGUAUUUUGAAUCUCUUUCUUAAUCUCCAAUAAAUUAUAUAAAUUAUUCUGAAA